CGGGAAACGAGAGUUUGAUUCAAAGUAAACCCCGGUGAAGUGUGUUGGGCGUCUUCUGUAUGAAUUUACAAUGCGGUUAUACAACAUCAUGCCUUCUCCAUCAUGGGAGUGCUAUUCAGUCAAGUCAGAUGCCUCCUGGUGAUGACCCUACGGUUCUGCAUCACCAUCGGCACUGCGCGUGGUUGCCUGUGGCUCAAACAUAUGUUUUGACCUUUGCAAGUGAAAACUUAAUGGAAAAAUGCCUUCGCCUCAAGGAUUACAGCCGGUCCUGAAGAUGAAAGUAGAUGAGCUCUUCCUGAAUUGGUUGAGUGAGCCAAGCAUCCAGGAGAUGCUUAAAGACUACCUCAGAAAGAUCAAGAAUGGAGAUGAGCUCGAGUUCGAAAAGGGCAACAGUCAUUUUAGUGAAAACAACAAUAUUGCCUCAAACUGUAAUGUGACCGAGAGGACUUCUGCAUCUCUGAGCGCUCCCUGUAGCCCCCCCUCAGCCACACUGCCAUCUGGGAGUGGCAGCAGUAACAGAUCAGGACCAAACAGCAGGGCGCUGAGACGCUCCGUCAGCGUUAAAAAGGCUCAGCUUAAGAAAGAGGAGGCCGUUUCACCAGCAUUAAGCGAAAGCAUUCCGAAGUUCUAUUUCCCUCGAGGGCGGCCCAAAGCCAAUAUCAACAUUGACAAUCUCAUUUCCAAGAUAGAGAAAAUAUUUUCUCAGUUUCCCAGUGAAAGAGUAACUAUUGAGGAUAUGGGGAAGGUUGCCAAGGCCUGUGAAUGCCCACUCUACUGGAAGGCUCCAUUGUUCUUUGCUUCUGGGGGAGACAGGAGGGGAUAUGUGUCUGUUCACAAAUUCGUGGCAAUGUGGAGAAAAGUGCUGCAGACUUGUCAUGAUGAUGCAUCCAAGUUUAUUCACCUUCUAGCCAAGCCUGGCUGCUCUUAUUUGGAGCAAGAGGACCUCAUCCCAUUCCUGCAGGAUGUGGUGGAUUCGCAUGCAAGCCUUGCUUUUCUGAAGGAGGCCUCAGACUUUCACUCACGCUACAUUACCACAGUAAUUCAGAGGAUAUUUUAUAACGUCAACCGAUCAUGGACGGGAAAAAUAACAUGUUCCGAGCUGCGGAGAAGCAGUUUUCUUCAGAAUGUGGCACUACUGGAAGAGGAGGACGAUGUUAACCAGCUGACUGAGUACUUUUCCUAUGAGCAUUUCUAUGUCAUCUACUGUAAAUUCUGGGAGCUGGACACUGACCACGAUCUGUACAUAGACCAGAGGGACAUGGCACGGCACAAUGAUCAAGCCAUCUCCCACAGAAUGAUUGAAAGAAUAUUCUCAGGAACUGUAACAAGAGACAGGAAGGUUCAUAAAGAAGGCCGGUUGAGUUAUGCUGACUUUGUUUGGUUUCUUAUCUCCGAGGAAGACAAGAAGACUGAAACAAGCAUAGAGUACUGGUUCCGGUGUAUGGACGUGGAUGGCGAUGGCGUUCUGUCCAUGUACGAGCUGCAGUACUUCUAUAAGGAGCAGUGUCAGAAGCUGGAGGCCAUGGCCAUUGAACCACUGCCUUUUGAGGACUGUCUCUGCCAAAUGCUGGAUCUGGUCCAGCCUGAGACACCGGGGAAGAUCACCCUCCGGGACUUGAAGAGAUGCAAGCUAGCUCAUAUAUUUUUUGACACUUUCUUCAAUAUUGAGAAAUAUCUGGAUCAUGAGCAGAGGGAUCCAUUCAUGGUAGCAAAGUCCUUCCAGGAUGCUGAGAGUUUGGGACAGGAGUUUUCUGACUGGGAGCGAUAUGCUGCAGAGGAGUACGAUAUUUUGGUGGCAGAGGAAGCCGCCAACGAGCAGUACAAUGAUGGCUAUGAGAAUCCUCUGGUUCCAAUUGACUGCAUCUCCAGUGAGUUUGACCUGUGCAGUGAGAAAAGGCACUUGUUUGAGUUUGCUAACCCUCACUGUGACCUGGACCUGGACAAGUACAAAUACGAAGACGAUUUUGAAUGACGGCCACUUGCAGCGAUACAAACAUCAAAACUAUCCACAGAUACACAGACACCCAGCAGAGCACAGCAAGACAGGCCACGUGCAACUAGCGCCAUGCCCGUAGCCAUUCCCUCUAAACCACUUCAAUGCAGCCACAUGCAUGAGCUUACAAGUUCAUGUUUGUGUUCUGACUGGCCAAAGAGUGCGUCCCAGGUUCUAGUUAAGAUGCAGUACACCAAUAGCCUGGUGGAACACAUGAAGAGGAAGGCUUGGGCUCGCGCAGCACACCAGCAGUGUAGAAUCAGCUGUACAGAGCCUGACGGCUCCUACUGAGCUCUGUGCCUGAUCAGCACAGGAUGAGCGUUAGGACUGUCAGGCUCGUCUGUCUGCACUCGAACCAAACUACAGGUUAUUGAAGAACACUUGAAAUGUGCUCCAAGUGUAGAAUAUUUAACACACAAUUGGCAAAUGGCAAACAUUCCACAUAUUAACCAAAGUGACUACAGACUUGAGCUUGAUUUCAUUAAUGUUGUAUUUCUAAUAACGCUGUGUGUAGGUGUGUGAAACGCCUCGCACUCAGAGCUCCUCGAGGGGAAAAAACUGUUUUUACAAAUACUGUGCCUGCUGUCAGCCUCGACUUCGCUGUUUCACAGAUGUGAACACUUGUUUUAAAUUAUAGAUUUAUUUAUAAAUAUUUGUAUAUAUUUAUUUGGUGUUUGCGGUGUUUUGUUGGAAAUGAUGAAAUUUAUCUGAAUUUUAAAUAAUUCUUUUUCUUUUUCUAUAAAAGUACCUUGAACAAUGUACUUUAAAAUGAAAAAGUAAGCCUUUUUUUUUUUAUGAGUUUAAUAAAGUAUUAUAUCGUCAGUCAUCCUGUCUAUGAUGAGUGUCAUCCAUCAGAAUGUGAACUCUGCCUUAGGGGUGUGUGUGUGUGUGUGCACCCAGUAUGUCAUGUUGGGUCAUAAUUACAAUGAAGUUCAGCUAACAGUUUACUCAUGAAGUCAUAUUUUACAUAACCUGUUCAACAGAAAUUCAAGCCUCUUUAUCAAUAUACAUACAAGUCAGGUUAUAGCUUUUAGCCAUAUUUUAUAUUCUUCUCCUAAAAAUUGAUUAAAAAUAAAAUAUCUAUUUGUUUUCAACUGUUACUACUAUUUACCAAAAAAUACCAGUUGAGUACAUGUGUAAAUAUGAGUACAUGUCAAUUUGUCACUUCUGUUUAAAACCAGCUCAUCCUGUCCAGAGAGCAGUAAUUCGGCUCAAAUUUUUUUUAUAUUGGACAGAUGUGUCUUUUCUGUUACAUAUUGGUACAAUAUACAAAGUCACCUGAUCAGUCUUGAAAUUUAUCAGAUUAUAUGAACCUGAGUUGAAAAGCUCAAGUGGUUAAGGCUGUGGGUCUUUGAUCAGGGUUCGAGCCCCAGCACCAUGAAGCUGCCACCGUUGGGCCCUUGAGCAAGGCCCCCAACUUCCCUCCUGCUCCAGGGGUGCUGCAUCAUGGCUGGACCCUGCACUCUGACCCCAA
Hemibagrus wyckioides is the source of this 3467-nucleotide messenger RNA. RefSeq names its product protein phosphatase 2, regulatory subunit B'', beta (gene ppp2r3b). Lineage: Eukaryota; Metazoa; Chordata; Actinopteri; Siluriformes; Bagridae. Gene Ontology annotation, cellular component: protein phosphatase type 2A complex. Gene Ontology annotation, biological process: protein dephosphorylation. The transcript is spliced from 15 exons. Gene Ontology annotation, molecular function: calcium ion binding; protein phosphatase regulator activity. The coding region runs from base 239 to 1972 and encodes 577 amino acids. The record is from RefSeq and is a predicted model, not a curated record.